Bicyclus anynana (squinting bush brown) is the source of this 588-nucleotide messenger RNA. RefSeq lists its product as uncharacterized. The coding region runs from base 1 to 588 and encodes 195 amino acids. NCBI's taxonomy places the organism in Eukaryota, Metazoa, Arthropoda, Insecta, Lepidoptera, Nymphalidae. The record is from RefSeq and is a predicted model, not a curated record. The transcript is spliced from 6 exons.
AUGUCUGAACAUGAAAGCCUGCUAUAUCUUCUGUAUAACACCGUCCUCAACGACAAUGUGGAAUCCCGCAAGAGGCAGAAAAGGUACCUUAUUUUCACACCCAGCACUCAGUGGGGAGUAUUCGCAACAGUGUCUAUCCCUCUGCCUCAUCCGGAGAGCUUGGUGUCUGUGGCAUGGUUUUUUGAAGCAAACUACUACAAUGUCGCCAAUGCCUCGUAUUUCGACCCUCUACUAGGUGACAUUGGAGAUGUAGCUUCCGUUCGUCAUGGACGCAGUACACCACCAAGCAGUACAAUCACCCGACGAAGUGUUUACACCUCUAUUGAAAUGAUGCUUGAGAAACACGAUUACCCGGGCCGGCGUUGCUUGCUCAGAGCCAUUUGCGAGAGCGCCACCCCGCUCCCACAUAACGGCGUGCUGGGCGAUUUACUGCACGUUUUGCUCACACCUUCUACGUCGCUAUCAGAGGAGGAUAUAGAGGACAUCUAUUACGAAGCAGAGUAUUGGGGUUUAGAGAAGAAUUGCGAAGAUUAUGUCUACUUGUGUCCAGAGAACCCUAUCGAUCAGAUAUCCAUUAUUUUAGAGUAA